This is a messenger RNA of Acinonyx jubatus (cheetah), 1651 nucleotides long. Its product is annotated as olfactory receptor 2D2-like. Gene Ontology annotation, molecular function: G protein-coupled receptor activity; olfactory receptor activity. The record is from RefSeq and is a predicted model, not a curated record. Gene Ontology annotation, biological process: G protein-coupled receptor signaling pathway. Lineage: Eukaryota; Metazoa; Chordata; Mammalia; Carnivora; Felidae. Gene Ontology annotation, cellular component: membrane.
AUGCAAGAACUCAACCAGUCCUCCGUGACAGAAUUCAUUCUAUUGGGUUUUGCUCCCAACCCUAGGACCAACCCUCUGCUCUUCACCUUCUUUCUCACCCUUUACCUGCUAAUCCUCAUAAGCAACAGCCUCCUCAUCACCCUUAUUCACCAGGAUUCUCGCCUCCACACACCCAUGUACUUUUUCAUCAGUGUCCUCUCCACGCUGGACGUGUGCUACACAACCACUACCAUGCCCCAGAUGCUUGUGCAUAUUCUCAGUGAGAAGAGGACCAUCUCUUUUGCUAGAUGUGUGGCCCAGAUGUACAUCUUCCUCCUCUUUGGGGUCACUGAGUCCUGGCUUUUCUCUAUCAUGUCUGUGGACAGGUACGUGGCCAUCUGCCAUCCUCUCCGGUAUAAGAUCAUCAUGAGCCAUUGGAUGUGCCUCCUCAUGGUGGGCAUCUGUGCAGCCUAUGGUGUGGUGGGUGGCCUGUGCUAUACCUUCUUUGCUAUGAAUCUGCCCUACUGUGGCCCUAAUGAAAUUGACCACUACUUCUGUGUCCCUGCUGUCCUAAAGCUGGCCUGUGCAGACGCAUCCCUCAAUGACUUGGUGGACUUCAUCACGGGCUUCAAUGUCAUUGUGGUCCCACUGUCCCUGGUUGUCAUAGUCUAUGCCAACAUCUUUGCUACCAUCAUGAAGAUCCGCUCAGCCCAGGGACGGGUCAAAGCCUUCUCCACCUGUGCCUCCCACAUCACUGUGGUCACCAUGUUCGCCAUUCCAUGCAUCAUUAUGUACAUGAGCCCUGGCUCUGACUCUUUGUCAAACAAUGGCAAGAAAAUGGCCCUUUUUUAUAACAUUGCCACAGCCUUCCUCAACCCUGUCAUCUACAGUCUGAGGAACAAGGACGUGAAAAAGGCUUUCCUCAAAUUGAUGGGACGGAGCAGGGCCCCACAGUGAGGCCUUAAAGCUGAAGACCUGGGGAGCCAAACAAAACAGGACUCACACCCACAACCCCUCAAAGACUCUUCCAUGAGACCUGGGAGGGCUGUACUCCAUAAAACUAACCCUUCACCCUGGCCUAGGGAGAAGGAACUGAGUACUCAGACAACCACAGCAUCUGUGGUGACCUGGUUUGGGACAGAGGUGAUUGUGAAGGUAGAGCACAGUGGUCAAGAGCCAGGAUGACAGACUUGAUUUUAGUCAUUAGCAGGACAUAUGAAUUUUUGCAAGCCAUUUAACUUCUCUAAGGUUUAUAUCUAUCUCUUCCUCACAGGGAGGUUGUAAUGAUGAUGUGAGAUUCUAUGUGAAAAGUAUUUAGUACGAGACUAGCAAUAGUCAGCUUUCAACAGAUACUAGUUUUAAUGUUUAAAAUUUAUUUCUUAGGGAUGAACUGUCAACCUUGAACUAGCCAAUGAUCUUCUUCUGGGCUGUGGAAGUAACUGGAGCCCUAGAGAGUAAAGGGAAAAAGGCAGGGAGUGGGAGUAUUAAAAACUCAAAAACUGAGAAGUGAAGAAUCUUAGGGUGAGAGACUUGAGAAUGAGGAAGUGAGCCCUUAUCUCCCAUCCACAAAUUGUGCACCUUGAACUCAUCUUCUACCUUUGUAUUGUAGCCAUUCGUUCUUAUGCUUUUGUAUCUUUACACCUCUUGAUUUUCCUUUGCCCUUGUUCUAAUA